Messenger RNA from Paramacrobiotus metropolitanus, 9525 nucleotides. RefSeq names its product neural-cadherin-like. The record is from RefSeq and is a predicted model, not a curated record. Bases 729 to 8996 code for a protein of 2755 amino acids. Gene Ontology annotation, molecular function: calcium ion binding; cadherin binding. Gene Ontology annotation, cellular component: catenin complex; adherens junction; plasma membrane. Lineage: Eukaryota; Metazoa; Tardigrada; Eutardigrada; Parachela; Macrobiotidae. The transcript is spliced from 26 exons. Gene Ontology annotation, biological process: cell-cell junction assembly; homophilic cell-cell adhesion; calcium-dependent cell-cell adhesion.
UGUAUGGUCUAGCGUGUGGAGAGCCUCGAUCGAAAGACGAGCCGAGUGGUCUUGGUCUGCUAAUCUCAAACGUAGCCGCUUGCGAAUCGAGUUCAUGUCAAGGCAUCCGUCACGCUGAGCUCUCCAUUUUGCUUAUAAGCACGAUCACUCGACGGCUCGUUCGAAAUCAGGAAUAUAUUUUUUUUGGAAAUUUUCGUAACAUUCAAUAUUUUUUCUUUUCCGCGAUAAACAAGUUGCAACCCCUGCGAGACGUGACAACCGGACGGUGGUCAGCAUACUGGUCAUGUGGACCGGUCUAAAGCCGGAUGAUAGUGAACUGUCCAGGCUAAAAGUGCGUACGAGAGAGGCAAUCAAUCAAAAUGGCCGACGGUCAUUCAGGGUCUGCACGCCGCAUUACGGGCUUGGUAGCCACUAGCCGGGCAGACAUAGCGUUGAGUGAGCAGUCCCGCUGAUCGUACGCAUUCUUUAUCGGAGUGCAGCGCAGGCACGCGUGCAGGCUUCUUUCAUUUUGAAUUCUCCCGAUCUUCUGGAAUGUGAAUUUUUUGCAGCUGAUUAGGACAUCGCUGUAUUGUUUCUGCAUUGUUUGGAUUUUUGUUUCAUCUUUGGAUUUACGUGGAUUUAUUGUGCUUGCUCAUAUUCGCUAUUCGGUAGCAUUUUAUGCAGAUUUCGGAAACGUUUGCAAUCACACUACUAGGAAUGCCAAAUCAGAAGCAUAAGAGGAUAUCCUCAUGAUAAUCAGAUCCAACUGGACCAUGCGAAGUUUGGCGAAUUUGUUAGCCUUCCUGUGGACGGUCCGGAUGGCAACCGGACACCAAUCCCUCAACCUUCCAUGCCCCAAUAAUCCCUUGUCUUACAGGGAAGCCGGCUUCAGCGACUCUCAGAGGGAAUCGCCGGACAGUAUCUUGUUGACCCGGUCAAAACGGGAUUAUCGGCUGGCUAAGCAUGCGGUCGAUCCCUUAUUGUCCGGCACAGAGAGCCGGGCAGCACACUCCCGUCAUCGCCGGAAACGGGCCGAUCUCAAUCCUAUUCAAAUGACCGUUAAGGAAAGCGACUAUCAGAUUGUGGGCAAAGAGAUCCGCCGGCUCCAGCCGACAGGUGGCAGCCGGUCAUUACGUUACUAUUUACGUGCAGAGAAUCCCUGGGUGGAAUUACGCCCGGAAAAUGGAGCAAUCAUUGUCAAAAAAGCCUUCGAUUACGAGGGAUUGGAUGCGAGCAAGUCUAUUGAUUUUUUCGUUCUCAUCAACGAUACACUGACCGGAGCUGUGAAUACGCAGCGAGUGACGAUCACGGUGCAAGAUGACAACGAUACACCGCCGCAUUUCAUCAAUGCGCCGCGUCCCUUCCAAGCUGUUGUGCCCAUCAAUGCGCCGGAGAACUUUCCUGUCUUCCGGCUAGAGGCAAUCGAUCCCGAUGCUAAUGCCCAAAUCCGCUACAAACUGACCCGCGACCAGGCCGAUGGCAAGUUCACUGUCGACGAGGUCACCGGUGAUAUUCGGACGACGGCAGCUGGCAAACACGAUAUUAUCCAGGAUCGUGAGUAUGUUAUUUACGUGCGUGCAGAAGACCGCAACGGAAUUAAUCAGAACACCGAAGACGAGCGUGUAAGCAUCGUGGGCGGACGCCGACCACCACAGUUUUACGAGCAACAGUAUACCGUCAAUGUACCGGAAAACAAACCGCCGAAAUCGAGUAUCAUUUCCGUUCGGGCAAGAAGCUUUGCGGAUAAGCAGAUCUCCUACUCACUGGACAACGACGAUUCAAAUAUGUUCAAAAUCAAUCCAACUUCCGGUGACAUUACAUUAGAAAAGCCAUUGGAUUAUGAUGACCCUCGACAACCCAAAACGUACUUGUUGACGCUCUUGGCUAAAGAGAGCGGUGGCAUGAGCACUGCCGUUCGGCUAACGGUCAAUGUUAAAGAUGUGAACGAUAACGCACCGAAAUUCGGUUUGCCAAUUUAUCAGGGAUGGGUUGACGAAGAUAUUUCCACAGAAGCAGAAAUUUUAACAGUGACGGCGAAUGAUCCUGAUGAGGGUGAUAAUGGUUUCAUCGAUUACUCUAUCAACGAUCCAAACUUUAAAAUCCGUAAAGCCGGUAACUCCGGCGUGAUCUAUGCUGCGAAACGAUUGGAUGCCGAUCGGGUCAAACAGUACGAGGUAAUCGUAACCGCCACGGAUCGCGGAUCACCGGCACGUUCCAGCACGAGUACGGUGCGCAUCUUUACGUUCAACACCAACGACGAAGUUCCCACGUUUAGCCAGAUGGUGUACACGGCUAGUUUGGAAGAGAACGCUCAGCCCAGUGCUGUCGUUGCCACAGUAUAUGCGACGGAUAUCGAUGGGGAUAAAGUUUCUUAUGGCUUUGUCGGCACCGGGGCAGCGGUCGGACAAUUUGUCAUUGAUAAAGAUACCGGUGUGAUACAGUUAUGGAAUCAGCCCGUUAAACUCGAUUUGGACAAGUAUGAGCUGAAUGUGACGGCCACUGACGAUGGGAGCUGUUGUAAAGCACAGAAUGGUCUGCGCCACACCAGUACCGCGUUGGUCAUUGUUAGUGUAACGGAUGUCAAUGACAACAAGCCCGUGUUUACCAAUUGUUCCGAUUAUGAGCGCAAACGUCCGACCGUGAUGGAAGAGAAGUCGCAAGGCACUUAUGUCACUACGGUCCACGCUGUCGACCAGGACAGCGGGAUGAACGGCAAGAUAACGUAUGAGAUUGAGAAGGAUUUCCAACAGGCCCAGCGCUUUGACAUUGAUCCGGAAACCGGCGUCAUAACAACACGUGGCCGGUUUGACCGCGAGAGUAACCGCUAUGUCAGUGUGACUGUCAUUGCGAAAGACGGUGGCAUGCGACCGCUGAUUGGGAUCUGCUCGUUUCAAGUGGAAUUAUUGGAUGAGAACGAUAAUCCUCCCGUAUUCGAAAGAACGCAGUAUGAGACAACCGUUAGACAGGACAGGAAACGCGGACCGGUCAUUGCCGUAAUUGCUACUGAUGCUGAUGCAGGUCGGAAUUCCGAAAUCGAAUAUUCUUUGGAUGCUAAUGAUCAGCUGACCCAGAGAUUAUUUGGCGUCGAUAAAGAUACCGGGUGGAUUUAUCUAAAGGAUUCGCUGCCGGCAUCACCACGCCAGUAUGAAAUGACAGCGGUUGCUAGUGACAAGGGCGAACGAUCUCUAUCCGGGCGAGUGCCGGUGAUGAUUCGUGUAACAGAUGUUUCAUCACGACCUCCAAAAUGGGUGCAAGUUCCGAAGUCAAUCUCGAUUAACGAAACUGUCCAACGAAAUCACAUUUGUGCGACGAUCAAAGCAACUUCCGAAAUUCCCACUAAUAAGAGAAUAUUUUACGAGUUACUGAACGGUAACACUCUGGAUCGUAACAGGGAUCAACACUUUCUGUUAAAGCGACGAAAGGACGAUGCCGGCGACGAUAUUGCUGAUCUCGUGGUGUAUAAACCCUUGGAUUUUGAAACCACUCCGCGGUUCAAUUUGACCUUGCAAGCCAAGAAUGAUCUUGAUCCGCAACUGGACGAAACCAUCAAUAUUGUUGUGGAUCUUAUUGACCAGAACGAUGAGAUACCGCUGUUUGAAAGAUCACCGGUGUUAACUGUCUUGGAGGAUGAACCACCACUGACCAUCGUUGGGCAAGUGAGAGCCAAGGAUUCGGACGGAGAUGCUCGAUUUAGAUCGAUUACAUAUUCGAUUGACCAAGAUUCGUCGAAUGGAGACUGGCGUUUCUUUGAGAUUGACCCCAAGGAAGGGAUUAUUCGGACUAAAACCAGCUUUGAUCGCGAGCACAAAUCUAAAUUCACAGUGUCCGUUGUAGCGUCUGACGGUUUCCCUUCCGCAAUCCCAGGCGUUGUCGGUCCCAAUACUAACAAAAUUUACGUGCGAAUCGAAAUCGGAGACAAGAAUGACAACGUACCGUUCUUCGAACAACCGCUGUACGAGGCGUCCGUUCAAGAAAGUGCACCGGUUGGCCAUACAAUCAUGCAAGUAGUAGCCAAAGAUAAAGACGAACUGAAUAACCUUCGCUAUCAAAUCACACGCGGAAAUGUGGCCGGUGUCUUUGCUGUUCAACCAUCAACCGGUGUAGUAUUUCUGAACGGAGAACUGGAUUAUGAGACGCUCAGGGAUUACAACCUGGUUCUGGUCGUGUCGGAUGGUGCGCAUCAGAACGAGACUCGUCUUCAUGUUGUGGUGCAGGAUGUCAACGACAUUGCGCCGGUGUUCACCAGUAAAAAAUACACCACACAGAUCAUGGAAGAGGAUGCCAGUGGCCUACCAAAAGAGCUGCAGUUCAAUCCGAAAAUCGAAGCUACAGAUGGUGAUACGGCGCGAAACGAUCCGAUUCGAUAUUCCUUGGUCGGACAAGGCGUUGGAGAAGUGUUCGUCAUUCCGGACGAUCGGUAUGCGAAGAUUUUGAUCACUAAACCGCUUGAUCGCGAUCCACCGAAGGGAGAUCCGGUGUGGACUUUCACUAUUCUAGCAAAGGAUGAAGAUGGCAAAGGACUUACGGGUUACGCUGACGUCGAGGUACGUUUGCUGGACAUUAACGACAACGAUCCCGUAUUCCCUUCGGUAAAGACGGUGGGUGCGGUCAAGGAGAACUCGCCAGUGGGUACCCGCGUGAUGACCAUGUCGGCACUGGAUUAUGAUGACCCCAACGCCGAUCGUAAUGCUAUCGUCCGCUAUGAUAUCCUUCGUAAUGUGAUGGGCGAUAACGGCCAGCCCAUCUUCGAGAUUGAUGCAGAGUCGGGCGUGGUGAAGACCGCUUGGGCUGGGUUGGACCGCGAGCGGGUGGCAUCGUAUCAGAUUGUUGUUCGUGCAACCGAUGGUGGAGGCCGCACAGGAACCGGUACAGCGACUAUUGAUCUGCAGGAUGAAAACGACUCCCCGCCUAAGUUUCAAAGGAAACAGUACUCGCAGUCGAUUGAUGAAACUCCAGGGAGCAUCUUGCCGAAUAAUGCGGUGCUGGAUGUCGGAGUAAAUGAUGCGGAUAUAACCAACAACUUCGUUUAUGAUAUUGUGAAACCGUGCGCCAAAGAUGAAUAUGGAUGCGAACACUUUUACAUAAAUUCAAAUAGUGAUGGGUCAGGAUCGUUGUUUGUGCUGGCACCAUUGGAUUUUGAGAACGAUCAACACCGUGCUGGGUUCAGGUUCAGGAUUUUCGUGAAUGAUCGAGGCGAUUUGACCAAACCAAAAGAUACCGCCCAGGUGCAGAUUACAUUAAACGAUAUCAACGAUAAUCCACCAAAGUUUGACAAGCCAAACCAGCGCGUUGAACGCCGAGAAGAUAUUCGGGUCGGGGAGGAAUUGGCAACUUUCAAAGCUACUGAUGCCGAUAACGAUGGAAAAUCGCAAGUGUCAUACCGCAUCAAACGAUCUACUGAUCCCGGACGUCAGUUCACGAUCGGCCCGGAAGGCAUCGUGCGUGUCCAGCAGCCACUGGAUCGGGAGAAAGUUGAAACGCACUAUGUUGAAAUUCUGGCUGUCGAUGAUGGAACACCAAAACUCACGUCCACGGCCACGUUGACGGUUCACUUACUGGAUGUGAACGAUAAUCCGCCCCAGUUCGCGGAAGACUAUAAUCCUGUGGUUUUCGAGAAUGAACCUCCAGAUCAGCUGGUUGCCGAAGUUAGCGCCAUGGAUCCAGACUCAGGAACAAAUCACGGCGGGCCUUUUACGUUUUCCUUCCCUCAUCCCAACAACAAUCCGGCUCAUAAUUUUUUCCGAUUGGAGCCGAAGAACUCUGGUGGUGCAAAUGGCAAUGGCUCGGCUAUGAUUUAUACUACCCAGACAUUCGAUAGAGAAGAUCGGAAGUACUAUUAUGUUCCCAUCAUCAUUGAGGAUGUUGGCGGAAUGUCUGGAACCAGUACGCUCACGGUGACCAUCGGUGAUCGUAAUGAUAACGAAAUGUUCCCGGGAAGCAAGGAGAUUUUUGUAUACAAUUACAUGGACAAAAUUAAUAAUGUGGAAAUCGGGCGUGUGCACGUGGAAGAUAAAGACGACUGGGACCUGCCGGAUAAACAGUUUACAUGGGCCAUGGGCACGGAGCCGAGUCCGUAUUUCGAUUUAAACAGGGACACUGGUAUGAUUACCAUGAAGAGAGGAGCUACCGAAGGCCAGUAUCGUUUCUCAGUGGAUGUUUUGGACAAAAAAUACGAGAAAAGCGUGACAUCGACGGUUGUCGUCAACGUGAUGAGUGUGACCGAGGAAGCAGUGGCCAAGUCUGGCUCCAUACGUCUUCGAGGCAUCUCAGCUGAGGAUUUUAUUCAGAUUGGACCAGAUGGAAGCUCGAAGUACGACAAAUUCAAGGAGCUUGUCAAGAAGUUAACCGGUGCCAAAGUAGUGGAAAUAUUCUCGGUCAUAUCACCGGACCGGACCAAACCGCCGUAUACAGAUGUGCGAUACUCUGCCCACGGAUCACCACUGUAUUCGCCGGUAUUGCUGGAUGGAGUGUUGGAAUUGAACCGAGAAGAUGUGGAAAACACGUUAGGAGUGAAGAUUGAUAUGGUUCCUAUAACAUUUUGUAACGAUGACAUCUGUGAGGAGGGCUGCACAACACUCCAUUCUGUCCCUUUGGAUGAUGUUGCCACUUUGAUAAAUGCGAAUAAAACUUCCCUCUUGGCCGUAACGAUUAAACACGAGCGCCAGUGUGUUUGUAAAGCCACCGAUUUCAGGAAACCGGAGUCGUGCGCUACACUGCAGUGCUAUAAUGGUGGCGUUUGUCGCGAUGAUUGGGAGCCCCAUCCCUAUUGUGAGUGUCCUGAUGGCUUCGAUGGACCGCGAUGUCAACGAACCAUGCGAAAUUUUAAAGAAAAUUCAUUCGCAUGGUUCCCUACGCUUGAACAAUGUCAGGAUUCGCACUUGAGUUUUGAGUUCAUGACCGAAAUACCGGAAGGAUUGUUGGUGUAUAAUGGACCGAUUGGAACCAAGAAUGGCGCUAAGACAGAUUUUCUGGCAGUAGAUUUAUCGAAAGGUCGUCCCAGAGUGCAUCUUGACUUGGGAUUCGGAACGCCAUUGAAAUUGGAAGUUGCAACGCGUCGACCGAUCAGCGAUGGAUCAUGGCAUCGUUUGGACAUCUACUGGUCUGGUCAGAGCGCACGUAUCGUCGUCGACUGGUGCCGUGACUCUAACAUCACCGAUCCCGAGGAAACUUCUGGAACUCCCUCAAAUGACCUUUCUGCUUGCGAAGCGCGCGGCCAGACGCUUGGCUUUCAGACCGGACUGAAUGUCCAUCAGCCGUUGCAGUUGGGCGGACUGUAUGGCGUUUCCAGCUCAUCCACGCCCUUUUCACAGCGGUCCUUUGAAGGCUGCAUGCGGAAUGUCAUCUACAACGGAAAUAUGUACGACAUGCAGUCAAGUGGACACGCUAAAGAAUCUGCACCGGGCUGUGAGCCGUCGGAUCGCAUGUGCGGCGGCGGACCGAACGAGAUAUCCCGGAAGUGCAUCAAUGGACAGUGCAUCGGGACAUACUAUGAUUACCAUUGUGAAUGUUAUCCGGGAUUCAGGGGCGAGCAGUGUAAUUUCCGGACCAAGGAGAAGUCGUUUGAGAAGCGGAGUUUUAUGCGAUUGGAACUGGCGUUUGACAUCAACGAAUACUCUAGUUCGUUGCAGCUGAUGUUCCGGACCCGGAAAGCUUUCGGUCAGAUAUUUGCGGCGACCAGCAUUAGCGGUGGAGAGUAUUUGAUCUUGGAGAUCAGAAAUCAUACGCUGCAUUUCCGCUACGACCUGAACCCGAAUAAAAACGAGGAAUACAUUUUGACGUUGGGAGAUUUUCCAGUGGAUGAUGGGCGAUGGCACACUGUCAGAGUCAACCGAUAUGGUGCGGAUGCGGUGAUGACCAUUGACGGAGGCGACGGACGACGGUAUGGAGAACUAAUUUCUCCCACACCUGCAUCCCAUCGGAAGAUGAAACUACAAAAGGAAGCUACCUUGGGGGCUCGCGUUCAGGAACGCGGCAUGUCGGAAUUCGAAGUGGUGUUUGACUUUGAAGGCUGUAUGAACGAUGUCCGCUACGACGGGGAAUCCCUGCCGAUGGAUCACAACGAACAAAGCAACCGAGCUAGAAUUCUGACGGCUGUCAACGUAACCGACAACUGUGAGUCCAAAGAUCCCUGUAAGGGGUUUAUCUGCCCCGAUCCGAUGAUCUGCGUGGAUCUGUGGCGGCUGGCAUCGUGCCAGUGUCCACCUGGAUUCAAAAAGUCCGAUGACGCUAGUGACAGGAGUAACUGCGUAGAUGUCAAUGAAUGUGAAGAGGAUCCAGGGAUAUGUCGAAAUGGUGGAACAUGCCAGAACUUUAUUAAAACUGACAAGACGGAUCGCAGUCCCGGAUAUGCGUGCAUGUGCCAGCCUGGUUACGUCGGGCAGAACUGCAAUGCGGCGAUGAAAGAGCAGCGGCUAGGGAUGUCGUACGGUGCUAUCAUUGCGAUGGUGAUAUCGGCAGUCGUACUUCUAUCGUUCUUUGUGUGUAUCAUUUUCUACACGAGAAGACGCCGGGCCUACGACGAGAAAAUGGCUCUGACCAUUGAUCCGGAUGACGACAUUCGGGAAAAUAUUGUCUCGUACCAUGAUGAAGGCGCCGGUGAGGAAGAUAUGCAGGCGUACGAUAUCACGCCGCUGCGCAUUCCCAUCGGGCCGGGCGUGUUGCCGCAUCCCGGCAAGGAUGAUCCCAGUCGAAAAGCCAUCCUUCCGCCGGAAGGUCUCCGGCCUGGGCAGGUUCCCGGAGCCAGACCCAUAGUUGCGGGUGAUGGUGGAAUGCCUGACUUGCCGACACUCCUGCAGCAGCGCUUGCAGGAAGCCGAUAACGAUCCCAUGGCGCCGCCAUAUGAUGAGCUCAGAUUGUACGCCUAUGAAGGCGGAAACGAUACUCCAGUUGAUCUCAGUGACAUCGAAGACCGUGACGAAGAAGAGGGCGAUUAUGAUUAUCUGAAAUCUUGGGGACCAAGAUUUGAGAAACUGGCCAAAUUAUAUGCAGAAACUGCCGAGGACGAUGAGAACCUAUGAUCCAUUUUUAAAGGAUUAUCGGUUGAUUUCUGUGACUGUCGGCUUGGUGCAAAAGCAAGCCGGCCGGUGAUUGUGAACAUUUCCUACUACACUGCCAAACCUUUUAUAAUCAGUGGAUAGCCAUGAGUUUUAGUCAGAGUUUUGCUCAGUUAUCGUUGGGCGUUGCAAGUCAGUGUACAGUUGGACAUGGGGUGGCUGCCUCGUGAGAGGCACAUUGGGGGUGCUCUGUGCGACCAAGAUACGUUGCAUUUUUGUUGUUUUUAGUUUCUAGUACAGCCAUAAGGUUGUCGGUUUCUUAGUACGAGUUCAGAAUGAUGCUGAGUAAAUGUUUCACUUGUUUUUUGACCAAAGCCCGUGAUGAGGUCUCUCCUGGUAUUUUGUACGAAUGUGCUCGUUAGUAUCGUCUGUACUUGCAUGGGUUCUGUACAGAUGGCGUUUUUUGAAUCCUUUGUUUGUGUAUUAACAAAUUUUUUUGUUUACUAUGGUUGUAUUGUUAACUGAUCUGAUUGAUUAAACACUCGGAACAUGG